AUGGUGGUGACGCUUUCUUUUACAACAGUUUCAGUAUUGCCGAGCUUAUCGUGAGACCUUGAAAGCAGCAUCAGACGCUGCCGAAGGCACGAGGUCCUGCCUGGGGUUUUCGCGCGUUCCGUUGCCAUGGAGCCGACUUUGUUUCCGCUCAGAAAAGUGAAAGGCGGCGUUUUAAGGAGACGUUACAGCCUGGGAGGAAAAGCAGGUACAGACGGGACCGUCGUCGCUCACCAACCGUCCUGGGUUUGUGGACCACAAAGAGCAGCAAGUGUUCGCGCUUUCUGGAAACCCUCGUGUCAAACAAGGAGAGCCCGUGUAACGAGCGUGUGCGUGUCUGUGUGCAGAAAAAGCUCUGGGCCACUUUGUGUGAAAGUCGCCAUUCACAAGGCAUUCAGUGAGUCCACAAUGAGCAGCAGAGUGGCAGAGGGCCGCCUGCAGACCCUGCAGAUCUACCGCCUGCUUCAGCUAGUCCAUGAAGUGGAUAAGGCACAGAUAGAGAAGAUGGUGCAGUUCGGGGUGGAAGACCUCAUCAAUCUCACAGAGCCGAAGGACGGUGUGGGGGUGCUCCAUGUGGCAGUUUCAGCCAACAGUCUAGAGCUCGUCACCUUCCUCCUCUCCAAGGGAGGAGAUCCUAACGUGCAGGACAAAAGGGGCCGCACUCCGAUUAUGUUAGCUGCUGAGCUGGGCAACGAUCCCAUUGUGUCUCUUUUGGCCCACAGCGAAGCCAACCUGAGGCUCCUGGAUGUAGAGGGCAAAAAUGUGCUGUUCUACUGCAUCUACCCCACCAAACGCCACUGCCGCUGCCUGCAGGUGUUGCUUAAGUGCGGUGCCAAUGCCAACAGCGUGUCAGUGCAGGGGACGCAUGUAUUUCAGCUGAUGUGUGAAAAGGCCCAGGAGUGCACCCCCUUGUGCCUCAUUAUGCUGAAUGCUGGGGCAGACCCCAAUGCAGCACACCAGAAAACUGGAGUCACAGCGUUGAUGGAGGCAGUCAAAGCAGGUUCCCUGCCACUUGUUAGAGCUAUAAUCAGGAUGGGGGGAGACCCCAACGCCUCUGACAGAAAGCGGCUCACAGCCGUCCACUAUGCUGCCAUGGGCGGCUUUUUUGAGGUGCUUCAGGUGCUGUCUGCAUACUCAGCAGACAUGAGUGCGAUGAGCCUUAAGGACUGCACAGCCUUACACUACGCUGCUGCCUCGGGCAAUGCAAACUGCUGCAAGUUCCUGGCACAGAGAGGUUGUAACCCUAAACUGAAGAACCGGGAAGGUUUGCUGCCGCAUCAGAUUGCCAAAGAUUCUGGUCACAACGCAGUAGCCAAGGAGCUCCGGAAGGCGGAGAGGAAGCAGGGAAAAGGCAGCGAUCCCAGCGGCGCUGGCCAGAUGUCAGAUCUCUGGGCACUGACCCUCCACGACUGGUCUCAAGAGUAUGAAGCUGAACUGUGGAAAGCCUUUGGCGACAAGUCAGACACAGUUACUGCAGAGAGGUUUGUUUCUGUAUUAGAGGAGCUACAAGCUCCAGUUGAACCAGACCAGAUCCAAGCAGUCAUCUCAGCUCAUGGAGGAGACGUCAACAUCAGUGACUUCAUCAGAGGAGUCAAGUACAUCAAGAAACCGUUCCGCCUCUCCUCGUAUAUGCCUAAGAAGAAAAAGGGAGGAAAGGGGAAAAAAGGAGGCAAGAAGAAGAAGAAGGCUCCGUUUGUUCUCCCCAUGCCCAUUUGCACCCUCCCACCGGAGCUGAAGCCCCGACGAGCAGACGGAGGCCCACCCAACUUCAUGAUCAGCUCAUACUUUAACUGCUCGGACGUCCUCCGAUUCGACCCGGCUCACCCGCCAGUCCAUCCGGUGAUGAAUGACUCAGGAUGGUACAUACACAAGCCGCCGCCGGUCUACGUCAACGUGAACUCCUGUGUGAGAACCAAUGAUCUGGAGUCUCUGGACCACGCCUUCAGUAAAGGGGUGCCGGUAGAUGUUCAGGAUGAGUUUUACAAGACGCCGCUGAUGGUCGCGUGCUCCACUGGCAACUAUGAGAUGGCUCAGUACCUCCUCAGCAAGGGGGCUGAUGUGAAUGUGUGUGACCAGUUCUUCUGGACCCCCCUCCACCAUGCAGCGUACGCCGGGCAGCGGGAACUCAUUGAACUUCUGGUGAAUGCUGGAGCUAACCUCGAUGCCCCGGCCCUGGGUGGAGCCACGCCCCUCAUGAGGGCCAUUGAAACGUCUCGAGUCUCCUGUGUGGAUUUCCUCAUCGAGGCGGGUGCCAAUGUGCUUGCAGAGAACAAGAGAGAGCAAAACUGCCUUGAUGUUUCCAGAGAUUUUGCAAACCCUGUAAUAAUCGACUUGGUCAAACAAAAGAUGGAUUCUCUGCCUAAACCAAAGGACAAAGCAAAAGGAAAGGAGGCUGAAGCUAAAAAGCCUAAAGCGACUAAAGCCAAGGUUGCUGCUCCAAAAGUCGCUGCGCAAGCAGAGACAUCGUCUGCAGCAGCAGAAAAGACUCCACCCCAGAAGGAUUCAAAUAGUGUCAUCCUGCAGAACACCAGCAUCACGACCGGGAGAACCAAAGUCGUGGACAUCACCUUUGUGCCAAAGAUGGUUUGGGGGAAGCCGCCCACCACCAGCCAGCUGAUGUCAAAGAUAGAGAGAAGGAAUAAGCACCCAUCCCUCGAGGUGGACUUUGACGAACUCAUGGUGCCUUUCAGCCACCAGCUCCAGGCCACAAUGCUGGAGCUAACAAACACCGCAGAGUAACAGGCGGCGAGGUUAGACAGAGACUGACAUCUUGGAGCGAAACUGGCCGCUUAUCAUAAUUGUGGAUAUUUCAUUCAAUCUUUUCCACAUGGCUUUUUUUUCUGCCUUGUUGGACAUCGUGCUUUGAAUAAUGUUUCCUUCCAUCGCAUCAGGUUGCUGCUGCUUUUAUUAUGGCUCUGUGCCCGCGACUGACGUGGUCACAGGUUUGAUGUUUCCAGGUUGUGCGUCUCUAAUCAUCGAUGUGAUAACUCAGGAAUGCCUGAAGAACAUUUUUUUCUUUUUUAAGGAGGCACAAGCGUCCACUUGGACUCAAGGAUGAACUGAUUGGACAUAAUCGAUUCGUUUUUAUUGUUUCCUUUAGGGAAAAUUUGUCUCGGGCACAUUUAUCACAGCCAGGUGAUUAAACACAGACAGCACUGCACAGUAACAUAUGGCCCUGAUGAAAUACAUUUUAACUCAGGAAGCCGUACCAUGCAGCAACAUGGUGUAUGGAUAACAUUACAUCUACAGGGUCAAAGGUCAUCUGCACUGUCAAAUCAUAAUGUUGUUUGACAGCAUGACUCAGAAGGAUGACCUGUGAGCAUCCUGAUGUUUGGCUGCAGCCGAUCUGCACGUUUUACAAACUGUAGCUUUUUUCAGUGAUUUCCAUCACUUUUCACUGCUUUUCUGCUGUCAUGGCUGCAACUUUGCGUUCCAUAAGAAUGAACUUUAUGGGCCAAAUAUGUGAUCACUUGCAGACUUUUAUAGAAAAAAAUUGUUUGUGUAUUUCAUGAAAUGACAUUUAUUUUGCUUUUUCUUAUUUUUACUCAUAUUUAUGCUGCUAUAAUGGCUUAAUGUGGUCAUCUCCGACACACAGAGUGACGGGCAGUCACGAGAACGAUAGGUUGUCAAACCUAAGGCCUGGGGGCCAGAAUCAGCCUGGAAAAAUCCCCUAUUCAGCCCACUGGAUGUUUUUGGACUUUUAACUGUAUUUUCAUAAAACUUA
Molecule: messenger RNA, 3721 nt
Organism: Oreochromis niloticus (Nile tilapia)
Lineage: Eukaryota; Metazoa; Chordata; Actinopteri; Cichliformes; Cichlidae
Gene: ankef1a
Product: ankyrin repeat and EF-hand domain containing 1a
Exons: 12
Coding region: 127-2736 (869 amino acids)
Molecular function (GO): protein binding
Source: RefSeq, a predicted model, not a curated record